CCCCCUCGUCUCGGCUUGCUCCAGACCUGGAACAAGCGAUGCCAUCGACCAGCGGAGAGGAGGAGCUGCAGCUGCAGCUGGCCCUGGCUAUGAGCCGAGAAGAAAGUGAAAAGCCACCUCCCACAGUGGAUAUAGAUGAACAGGCUCAGCUCCGGAUGGCUAUGAAUCUCAGCAAGAAGGAGGCCCACAAGCCGAAACCAGUCAAACGCGUACCUGCUGCCACUGUGGACAUGGAUGAAGAUGCCCAGCUGGAGCUCGCUCUGAGUCUGAGUAAAGAGGAACACCAGCAGGAACAACUCAGUCGCCAAGGGGAUGAGUCUCAGCUCCUGAAAGCUCUGGAGGAGAGCAAACGUGAAAUGGAGGGAAAAGGCGGGACAGCCUUUAUGGACCUGGUAGAUGUCUUUGCAGUGCCUGCAGAUGUACCUCCUGUCAACAACCCCUGGGAUAAUCCUUCCCACCAGGCUGCUGGGGCCAGGGGCACCGACCCCUGGGACUCCCUGGACAACCCAAGGCCCGAUUCUCCUUGGAUGGUGCCACCACCAUCCAACAGCCCACCACCACCAUGGGAGCCUCCAGCCAACCCCUGGGCUGCACCGCCAAACCGUGUCUCUAACCACAACCCCGCAGGCAGAGAUCUAGCUUUUCCUGGAACCUCUGCCUCUUCUGGAGUUGAUCUAUUCUUGGCUUCGUCGGGAGUGACUAGAGGACCUGUUGGUGACCCUGCACUUCGUAGUGUGAGCCCUUUGGAUGGAGACCUGUUUGAUGAGGCCAUGGAUGGUGGUCCUGCGAGUGUUAAUGGACGAGAGGCUGACAGUCCGGACCUCUUUGAACUGUCCGGUAUCAGAGAAAGCCUGACUGACACCGCCCCUCGCACCUGCCAGACGCCCGAGGCCUUUCUGGGACCCACAGCAGCUUCCUUGGUGAACUUGGACACUUUGAUCCCAGCAAAUCCCUCAGCCAAGACCACAAAUCCCUUUUUAGCAGGCAUUAGUGCUCCAUCAACUGCCAAUCCAUUCCAAAAUGAGCAGCCAAAGCUCAGCCUGAACCAGAUGAGCGCCACAUCUGCAGCUCCCCUUGCCACCUCUCUUCCAUACAGUGCCUCUUUGCCCCUGCCCACCAGCCACCAGGAUGCCACCAUCUCUAUGUCAAUCACCCACCCCCCUCAGCCUGGUCUGGACCUGCCGCAGAAGCUCCCUGAGCCCUUGUUGCCAUUCUCCUCACCCAGCCAUCAGGAAUCACAAGCUGUAGAGAGCACCGAGAACCCUUUCUUAUAAGGACCGCUUUAACACGACAAACAUGACUGAGAGAAAUGAUGAAGGAGCAAAGCACCACACGGUGAUGCUCAUUGAAUAACACAAACCAAACUCCAGUGCUAAAGACUUGUAUGAAAUCUAUUUUUUCCUUUUCUUUUAUGUAUUGUUGUGGAAAAUGGAAUAUUUUCUUGCUGCAAGCUGGUUCUGCUCUCAACAGAAACCUUUAAAAGAGCGGGGACAUUUCAUUGGAAACGAUGGGUGUCAUGCAAGACUUCUCUUGAGGUCAUAAUCUGUUACUGACAGCAAAUAGCAGCUAUGCAAAAGCACAUCAGAUCAAACCCAGUGGAACCUGAAGGUCGUAUCAUCAAACUACAUGCCUCGGAUAUCUGGAGAUUAGCAAAAGUUAUUAAGACAAUGCAUUUAGUGCCUGAAAUGUUUCUGUUCUAACGGAUUUAACCUGCGUGGACCAGAACUGACCGGUUUAACAAUCUACAUAUUCAUUCACUGAAGUGAGACGAAGUGCAGAAGGAACGGAUUAAAGUGUUGUGAUUCAGUUUCUAAGUACGACGAUAUUUAAAAUGGAAAAUUGAAGUUUUAUUAAUUGCUUGUGAUUUACAAACUCCCAUCAAAUGUAGCAGUAAUUUCUACAAUUCUGUGUGUUUUCCAGAUGAGUACUUUUCAUUCCCUCAUCUCCCACAAGCAUCAGAACAUUCUUACGAUCACUAUGGUCGUUUCUGAAUUAUAUGGAAAAUAAUAAAAUGAUGUUCAGAAAUGAAA
Molecule: messenger RNA, 2030 nt
Organism: Nothobranchius furzeri (turquoise killifish)
Lineage: Eukaryota; Metazoa; Chordata; Actinopteri; Cyprinodontiformes; Nothobranchiidae
Source: RefSeq, a predicted model, not a curated record